UGUUCUCCUUUGAUUUGGCCCGGCUUAUCCGUCUCCUUUGCCACUACAAGAUUAUAUUGAAAUUGCUUUUGGUGCGUUGAAAGGAUUUUAUUAGGCCAAGUUAAUACGCUUUAUUCUUAUUUUUGUUGUUUUGUGCAAGUUGCCAAGGCCAACAGCUGCGCUCGUUAUUGCCAAAGAGGAAAAAACAAUAAAUGUCUAUAUAUUUACAAAAAGAUCUCGAGUUGACUAUAAUUUUGUUUUAGUAAAUUGUGUGUACAAGACUGGGAAUUCCCUCUAAGAACAAGAAUAUUAUUAGUUUUCGUGAUUUACUAUUUUUAAUAUUUAUUUUGCAAUAAUAAAUAACUAUUCUCUUGCUGUCAUUUUCUACAUUUUUCCAAGGCCAUAUUUGUAGCCCCAUGAUAGAAUAAAGCUAUAAUUGUUAUAAUUGCUUUUUCUCCAAGAUAUUUAUUCAUAUUUGUCUAGGUGCUUUACUAGUUAAAUUAACAAUAUGUAUUUCUCAGACAAAUUUCUAUGCUUUUCUUGCCAAAUUCGACAAUAAAACAGGCUUAAAUAUUUGUCUAUCCUCGCUAAGCACACGCAGUCCCUCUGUUUUUUUCUAUAAAUUGAAUUAAAUUAGCUGAGCAGUUAAUAGUCUUGUCGAGGCUUUCCUAUCCGUCCUUUGUGAACAUGCGUUUCCUGAUCCUCAUUGUCCUGUCGCUGUUGGCCCUCUUGGCCCUGACUGAAGCAAACAAAACCGUCAAUGCACUGAAUGCGGAUGCCUCUUGUGCAUGCACUCGUUUAUAUAAUCCAGUUUGCGGCACAGAUGGCAGGACCUACAGCAAUUCCUGCGACCUGGCCUGCGCGGCUAAGCGCCAAAGAAAAACCAUUCGCGUGGCAAAGACUGGACGAUGCUGAAUAAACCUUAAGAUUAUUAAAAGAUUAAAAAAACAAUCAUCUAAAACUUAGAUUCUAAAUUAAAUAUUUGUUUCAAAUCUAA
This is a messenger RNA of Drosophila ananassae, 976 nucleotides long. Its product is annotated as serine protease inhibitor Kazal-type 1. NCBI's taxonomy places the organism in Eukaryota, Metazoa, Arthropoda, Insecta, Diptera, Drosophilidae. Bases 667 to 894 code for a protein of 75 amino acids. The transcript has a single exon. Gene Ontology annotation, molecular function: protein binding. The record is from RefSeq and is a predicted model, not a curated record.